Molecule: messenger RNA, 960 nt
Organism: Vigna radiata var. radiata (mung bean)
Lineage: Eukaryota; Viridiplantae; Streptophyta; Magnoliopsida; Fabales; Fabaceae
Exons: 4
Coding region: 1-960 (319 amino acids)
Source: RefSeq, a predicted model, not a curated record
AUGCCUAUCUUUCUUGCUGUUGAAAAACAGAAGAUUGCUCCAAGACCACCCCCUCAGCCUACUGAUAGAGAUUCCUCCAGUGGCAAUAACAACUUGUUGGAGUCAGUCUUGGCUGCACUUCAACAACAAAAUGCAAAUCUGAUCCAGCAAAAUGCCAAUUUAGCCCAACAGAACGCACUGGCCUUGCAGAAUUCAGAGGCCGCUAGAGUCUCAGCAGAGGCAACCCAAAGGCAAAUAAUGGAAAUGAUGACGAGCGAGAUGCAUUCUGGCAGACCGUCCGGUUCGUCACUGAACAACCAGGGUGAAUGGAGUCUGGAGAGCUUUCUCCAGCACCGUCCGGCUAAGUUUGACGGGAAGUGUAGUGCUGACGAGGCCAAUCACUGGCUUCGUGACAUGGAGAGGAUUUAUGACGGCAAGAGGUGUGGAGAUGAGAACCGUCUGGCGUUUACUGAGUAUCUGCUAACCGGAGAGGCCGGUCAUUGGUGGAGUAGUACCAAGAUGCUGUUGGAGGAUGAACACACCCUUAUUACAUGGGAAUGUCCGGUUCGCAAAGAGGUGGAGUUCCUUCAGUUAGUACAAGGAGGAAUGACGGUGUCUGAGUAUGCCAACAGAUUCAAGCAGCUAAUGAGCCACUGUAUCCAGAAGUUCCUUGCCUUAGUAGAAAGAGCUAAGGUAUUAGAGAAGAAUCUGAUGGACGCUGAGAGGCGCAAGAAGCAACAGCAGCCAAGCUCUAAGGGGCUUAUCUUUUCAAGGGGCAACUCUGGUCCCAGGACGACCCCUUACUCUCGGCCCAUGGCAUCCACGGGUCCUUCUGCGUUGGUCGUUCGGCCUGUUAACUACGCCAGACCGUCCAGUCAACCGGGGAGUGUGAACUGUUUCAUCUGUGGAGGAUCCCAUUUCAUGAAAGACUGCCCUAAACAAGGAAAUGCCAAGUACUGUGUCCGGUGUAGAAGGAAUUGA